Molecule: messenger RNA, 1758 nt
Organism: Diaporthe amygdali
Lineage: Eukaryota; Fungi; Ascomycota; Sordariomycetes; Diaporthales; Diaporthaceae
Product: mino-acid permease inda1
Exons: 4
Coding region: 1-1758 (585 amino acids)
Biological process (GO): amino acid transmembrane transport
Cellular component (GO): membrane
Molecular function (GO): amino acid transmembrane transporter activity
Source: RefSeq, a predicted model, not a curated record
AUGUCAACCGAAGAAAAGGGCUUAACGCCCGCCCAACCUGCCAUCUCAAAGUCAGAAGGCGACGUCUUGCCUCCGAGCUACGACGGCCGUGAUGGCUCGCCCACCUCGCCACAUCACAAAAAUGUCGCCGAGGAGAUCGCCUCGGAGCCCCUGAUGACCCGUCUGGGGCUGACCUUCGACAGCUUCAAGCCCCGUGCCUACGGCCGGGGCAUUGUCGAGCUCGACCGCUCCAUGAAGACGCGCCACUUGCACAUGAUUGCCAUCGGGGGCUCCAUUGGUGCUGGUUUCUUCGUCGGGUCUGGCAGCGCCUUGUCUAAUGGAGGGCCUGGCUCCCUGUUGAUCGAUUUCCUCAUCAUCGGUGUCAUGAUGUUCAACGUUGUAUAUGCAUUGGGCGAGAUGGCUGUCAUGUAUCCUGUCUCUGGUGGUUUCUAUACCUAUUCCACGAGGUUCAUCGACCCCAGUUGGGGCUUUGCCAUGGGCUGGAACUACGUCUUCCAAUGGGCCGUCGUCCUUCCCCUCGAACUUACAGUCUGCGGUCUGACCGUCCAAUACUGGAAUCCAAACAUCUCAGUGGCAGUCUGGAUCUCGGUCUUCCUCGUCUUCAUCGUCAUGGUCAACGUCUUCGGCACUCUCGGCUACGCCGAGGAAGAGUUCUGGUCCAGCUGCCUGAAGCUGGCCGCCACCGUCAUCUUCAUGCUCAUCGCCCUGGUCUGCGUCCUGGGCGGCGGGCCCUCCUCCGGCAACUACAGCGAGUACUGGGGGGCCCGCCUGUGGUACGACCCGGGCGCCUUCAAGAACGGCUUCCGCGGCUUCUGCUCCGUCUUCGUCACCGCCGCCUUCGCCUUCAGCGGCACCGAGCUCGUUGGCCUCGCCGCCGCCGAGUCCGAGAACCCCGUCAAGAGCUUGCCCGGCGCCAUCAAGCAGGUCUUCUGGCGUAUCACCCUCUUCUAUAUCCUGGGCUUGUUCUUCGUCGGCCUGCUCAUCGACUCGAAUGACGAGAGCCUGCUCGGCGCGAACCCUUAUGCUGACGUCAACGCGUCGCCUUUUGUCCUGGUUGGCAAGUAUGCCGGCCUCAAGGGCUUUGACUCGUUUAUGAAUGUCAUUAUUCUCGUCUCAGUGGUAUCCAUUGGCGUGUCUGGUGUAUAUGGUGGCAGCCGCACGCUCACUGCGCUUGCGCAGCAGGGCUAUGCUCCGAAGGUGUUUACUUACAUCGACCGCUCAGGCCGCCCCCUCUGGAGCGUCAGCAUCAUCCUGCUCUUCGGCUGCCUCGCAUACGUAAACCUCAACGCCAAGGGCCCCGUCGUCUUCGACUGGCUGCUCGCGCUGUCCGGGCUGGCGGCGCUCUUCACCUGGGGCAGCAUCUGCCUCGCGCACAUCCGCUUCCGCCGCGCCUGGGCCUUCCACGGCCACACCACCGAGGAGAUCCCCUUCAAGGCCAUCGGCGGCGUGUACGGGAGCUGGAUCGGCCUAGGGCUGGUCGUCCUCGUGCUGAUUGCUCAGCUCUUCGUCGCCAUCUGCCCGCCGAGCGGCGGCUUCAACGACGCCGCGGGCUUCUUCAAGUCGUACCUCGCCUUCCCCGUCGUCAUCGUCUUCUGGCUCGUCGGCUUCGGCUGGAAGCGCAAGGGCUGGCUGCGCACGCGCGACAUCGACGUCGACACCGGCCGCCGCGAGCUCGACUGGGACGCCAUCAACGCCUACCGCGCCGAGCUGGCCGCCAUGUCGCCGUGGAGGCGGACCCUCAACAUAGUGUUUGUCUGA